Molecule: messenger RNA, 4955 nt
Organism: Neolamprologus brichardi
Lineage: Eukaryota; Metazoa; Chordata; Actinopteri; Cichliformes; Cichlidae
Source: RefSeq, a predicted model, not a curated record
GGGGGCACGGAACUGCUGUAGGGUCGACGAGUAGUCGAAGAUGAAAGAGAAGGAUGGAAAUGAAACAGCGGUUUUUUAAAUCGAGACACUGACUUGUCUGCAACAAUAAUAUUCGUAGUGUCAAUACGGAGCGAAUGUUGCAUGAGGACUCGCAGAAGAAGGGCUUCAAUCGUGGUAAGGUAGUGAAUGUAAGGAGAGUUGAGGAGGGCUGUAGCUUCUGGGGCUUUUUUGGAGAGGGAAAACAACAUGGCUGCGGUGGAGCUCGAAUGGAUCCCAGAAACGUUGUACAACACUGCUAUCUCGGCUGUGGUGGACAACUACAGCCGGUCAAGAAGGGACAUACGGUCCCUCCCAGAAAAUAUACAGUUCGACGUCUAUUAUAAGCUCUACCAGCAGGGUCGACUCUGCCAGCUGGGGGGAGAGUUCUGUGAGCUGGAGGUGUUUGCUAAAGUGCUGCGGGCUUCAGACAAAAGACACCUCCUGCACCACUGUUUCCAGGCCCUGAUGGACCACGGUGUGAAAGUGGCCUCAGUUCUGGCAAACUCCUUCAGCCGCCGCUGCUCCUACAUCGCCGAGUCUGACGCCCACGUCAAAGAGAAGGCCAUCCAGUUUGGCUUUGUGCUGGGUGGCUUCUUGUCUGAUGCGGGCUGGUAUGGAGAUGCAGAGAAAGUGUUUCUGUCGUGCCUGCAGCUGUGCACGCUCCACAGUGAGGUCCUCCACUGCUACCGGGCUGUGGAAUGCUGUGUCAGGCUGCUUCAUGUCCGUAAUGGCAACUGCAAGUACCACCUUGGGGAGGAGACCUUCAAGCUUGCUCAGUCUUACAUGGACAAACUAGCCAAACAUGGCCACCAGGCCAACAAGGCAGCGCUGUACGGCGAGCUCUGUGCCUUGCUCUUUGCCAAAAGCCACUAUGACGAGGCGUACAGGUGGUGUAUAGAGGCUAUGAAGGAAAUUACUCCAGGGCUGCCUGUCAAAGUAGUGGUUGAUGUCCUUCGCCAGGCCUCCAAGGCCUGCGUGGUGAAAAGAGAGUUCAGAAAAGCAGAGCAGCUGAUCAAACACGCAGUGUUUCUAGCAAGAGAACAUUUUGGACACAAGCAUCCCAAGUACUCCGACACGCUGCUAGAUUAUGGAUUUUACUUAUUAAAUGUGGACAACAUAUGCCAAUCGGUUGCUAUUUACCAGACAGCUCUGGAUAUCCGACAAUCGGUCUUUGGGGGGAAGAACAUCCAUGUUGCCACAGCCCAUGAAGACCUAGCCUACUCCUCAUACGUGCACCAGUACAGCUCUGGGAAAUUUGACAACAAGACUUUUGCACAGUGCUGUAUCUGUUUGAAGCUGUACAUUAUGUCUUAGACUCUAUCCGCGUUUGCUUGUUUUUCCCCAACAGCCCUGAUUCUGGAAGAAAUUGCCAUCGACUGUCACAACAAAGAGACAGAAGAGCGCCUCCUGCAGGAGGCUCACGACCUGCACCUCUCCUCACUGCAGCUGGCCAAGAAGGCUUUCGGAGAGUUCAACGUACAGACAGCCAAACACUAUGGCAACCUCGGACGACUCUACCAGUCCAUGAGGAAGUUUAAGGAGGCAGAGGAGAUGCACAUCAAAGCCAUCCAGAUUAAGGAGCAGCUACUGGGCCACGAGGACUACGAGGUGGCUCUGUCUGUGGGUCACCUGGCCUCCCUCUACAACUACGACAUGAACCAGUACGAAGAUGCAGAGAGGCUCUAUCUGCGCUCCAUCGCUAUCGGUAAAAAGCUGUUUGGCGAGGGUUACAGUGGGCUGGAGUACGACUACCGAGGCCUGAUCAAACUCUACAACUCAGUGGGAAACUACGAGAAGGUGUUUGAAUACCACAACGUACUGUCCAACUGGAACCGGUUGAGGGACCGGCAGUUUGCAGUGGCGGAUGCCCUGGAGGACGUCAACACUACACCCCAGCAGACCCAGGAGGUGGUACAAGCUUUCCUAUUGGCCCAGAGCCUAGGCCCCACCCGCCCCUGUCUCGGCUGAUUGGUUGACCGAAUGAGAAGGAGAAGAGAGGAGGGGAAAGAGACAAGUGGGUGGGUUUUAGCCUGGUGUGGACAUGAUUUGAGCCCAAAAUGUGAUGCUUCAGUUUCACACCGAUUAGUAUCACAGCAAAUUCAAACAUCACUGGCAGCUCGGUUGACUUUAUAUGCUGCCAGUACACACACAGACAUAAAAAACAAAUAGAGAAGACACUUAUCAAACCUCAUCAACACACUCUCACCAUCAAGAUGCAGUCGCUGCGUUUCUCCAACAGUAAGAGGACACAUGCCUGAGACCGGGGACUCGAAAAGAAACGUCAGACGUCCUAUAAGGAUGACGCACGACCUCCUCGCCUCUCAUCUCACUCGCCUUUUUCUUCCUGGACAGCAGUUUUGCUUUUGUACCGUACCAGUGUAGCUCAGAUCUGCGGGAGCGUCGUCACAGAACAGAAGCCGCGUUCUCGAGAGCUGCACGACAGCAUCUGUGGAACACCUGCACAUCCAUCAGCACCAUCACUUGGCCGAUCACAGCUGGAAAUAGUUGGAUAUUUUUGACACUUGUACAGUUAAAGAAAAUACAGAUUGUACACUUGAGUUUUAUUUGAAGGCUUUUUGUUGUUGUAUUUUUUUUUUUUCUUUGCGAUUAACUGAACGCGAACCCUCAAAGUUGCGUGGAGGAGAACGUGAUAACACCAGGUGUGGUUUUUACACACAACAGCUUUUCACAGGUCUUUUUUUUCCAGCUUAGUACUGACAUAGCAUCAUUAAAAUGCCAAUAAUUUAUAUGCAAACAUAUAUGCUCAUGUAGCCCUUUGUUUAUGUUUUCUUACUGAAUGAGAAAUGGCUCAACACUAUGAUAACAAGGGACACGAAUGGGAGAGCAAAGAGGAAGCUGCUACAUGUGCAAAGGCUCCGAAGCCUCGCUUUGUUCAUCUUGAGGCCGUAUGUGUGAGUGAGUGAGUGGAACACACAACUCUCGGUGCCCGAGUGCUCCACCGAUGACUACCAGCCUUACACCAGCUUGCAGUUAUCUGUCUGUAGACGGACCCAUAUUUUGAAGUGCUAAAUAAACUAUUAUAUCCUUAACGGCGCUACAGUGGGGACCAAUAUUGUGUGCUUGUGUGCGUGUUUGCAUAGCAGCCUGAUUCUUGUGCAUGUGGCCUCUCUGCUUCACACCCUCCUGUCAGAAAAUUAAAGAAAAGUUCCUGAUAUGUUUUUCUGUUACUGGCCCAUCGUUCAGAGUCUCACUGUCCAGAAUCUCAUCUGUUGCUUUAUUUAAAAGCUCAGCUGUCAUUCUUAGGCUGCUUUUCAGCUUUACUCGACACCUCAGCUCCAGAGCAGGGGUGGGGGAACUCCAGGCCUCAAGGGCUGGCGUCCUGCAGGUUUUAGAUGUGCUUGAUCCAACACAGCUGGUUUAAAUGGCUCAAUUAAAAAGGUUUCCAGAGGCCUGACAAUGAACUAAUCAUUUGAUUCAGGUGUGUUGACCCAGGCUCAUAUCUAAAGCCUGCAGGACACCAGCUCUACAGCUGCCACGUUGGUAUUUUAAAGCUAACUUAGGCUCUCUAGUGGACAAAGUAUGCAACGGUCAUUACAUACUUCGUGUCGAAAGGGCUUUAAAGGAACAUAUUCUUAUUUUCAGACUGUAAUAUUGUAUCUUUUCAUUAUUCUCAGUUCUAAAUAAUCCUUAUUGACUUUAUCCUGAGCCUCGGGGCAGCCGCUCAAGUCAGUGUCCAUCUGAAAACAGCUCUUUUAGUGCCUCUGUCUCUCUUAAAGCCAACUCUCUUCUGCCUGUCACACACAAAUACUUUGAACAGCAGGUGUGUAGCCAGAGCUGUGUGCGUGACACAACCAUGUUAAUGGGUUUGGCUCACUGACAUGAGAAAACAAAACAUCUGAACACCUAGUUGGUCCAUUUUAAACCUGUUUGGAUUUUGUUCUGUAUAUUUGGAGUAAGCUACAGUGCUGCCACAAAGUGUUUGCCUCCUGAGUUCUUCAUUUCAUGCAUAUUUGUCACACUGCAGUGAUUAAGAUCAUCAGACAACAUUUAAAAUGACAUAACAUACGUUUUUAAUUGAUUUGUGAUUUUUUGUUAAGGGGAAAAAGAACCUACCUGGCCCUGUUUGAAAAAGGAAAAAACAAAAACAGCAUUUCAUAAAAAGAACAUCACAGUAAGAGCAUGUGGAGGGAGUGGGAGUGGGCUGCUUGGAUGAUUAAGGAUCUGGAUGGAAAAAGGAAUUCUGCUCUCAACCCAAAAUCCUGAAGGAAAACUUUUGUGAUGUACAGCUUGAGCGUGCUCGGGUUACGCAGCAGAACAACACAAUCCCAAAUAUACCAGCAAGUCCAUGACCUUAAACACCACCAUACCAUACACCUCCAUACUCGACCAGUUUUUAGAUUUUAGGCCAGGUAGGUUUGGAUAACUUUUGACCCUUAAUCAGAAUUUAAAAACGACAUUUUGAGCUUGUCUGUGUAAUAUUAACAGUUGUACGAUGACCUGAAAGUGAGACAAAAAUGCAAAAAACAAUGUAUAUAUGAAGAACGGGGCAAGCACGUGUUCACAGCGCUGUUUCUGUACCUGUGAUCCUGUGAAGCCUUCCACUGCAGAUGCUUUCAGUCUAAUAUUUAGUCCACAGUUUGGGAAUCGCCAGCUUCUCUGGAUGGGAUUUUAUCGUUAGUGCAAUUCUAACAUCACACAUGGACCCUUGUUUCAGUAAAGCAGUCUCAAUAUAAGAGGUGAAGGAGAAAUGAGCGCUUAAAGAGAUGCUGCGUAACAGUGGCGUGGAGAAAGGCGUGGACGCAUCCUGUAGCAGAUGAAGGAUGAGAUUUUGCACAGUGGAGGCUGAACACAGGCUGAUGGUGUGCAACGUUACUGAGAAUGUGAUGCCAUGGAUGAAUAGUCCGCUGUUAAUUUACUAUUUAGUUUGUUUUGAAAAGAAUGAAUGAAGAAAACGA